UGCCGGGAGGGGCGGCAUUCAGUCGUUAAGGAUGAGAGUCCAGGUCUGACGUGAAGAAGUUCUAAGCUCCAACAGAAACGACGCGCAGAGUUUUCACUGUUUUCCACCCGAAGCUUUUGGAUUAAAAGUUUGAAUUCCUAGGAGAGCGGCAUUUCCAGAACAGCCGUGAACGCAUCUUAGUUGUAAAAUCUUCGGGGACCUCAGGUGCGGAGCGUAAUGGAGACGCGCAGGUGUUCCUCCGCGGCGCAGGACUGUGCGCAUCCGUUCAUCCAUGAGGUGAAGCUGAGCGCGGCGCAGAGGAUUAAGGGGGGGCUCCUGGGUUGCAUCCUCUUCCCGCUGCGCGUCGCCCUGGCGGUGCUCUUCUUCCUCAUCAUGUGGCCCCUGGCCCGGCUCCGGCUGGCUGGCCUGUCCGAGGAAGAGCGGGCCAAACCCGUGACUGGCUGGCGCCGCUGGCUGUUCCACCCCCCGAUCUGGCUGCUGAGCCGCGCCGUCUUCUUCUCCCUGGGCUUCCUGUGGGUCAGGGUGAAGGGGCGCCGGGCCGACCUGCGGGAGGCGCCGGUGCUGGUGGUGGCCCCCCACAGCGGCUUCUUCGACAUGCUGGUUCUGUGUCCGACCCAGCUGGCAACUGUGGUAUCGCGCUCCGAGAACACCAGCCUACCCGUCAUCGGAGCCCUGCUGGAGUUUAACCAGUCCGUGCUGGUGAGCAGGAAGGAUCCGGAGUCCAGGAAGAAGGCCGUGGCUCAGCUAAUCCAGAGACUCACCUCUGACGGAUAUUGGCCUCAGAUGCUGAUGUUUCCUGAAGGAACCACAACCAAUGGGCGCUCCCUCAUCAAAUUCAAACCAGGAGCCUUCCUGGCCGGCGUCCCGGUUCAACCCGUCCUGCUGCAUUACCCGAACAGGCUGGAUACUGUUCGUUGGACGUACAAAGGAACAACCUGGAUGGAGGCGAUUUGGCUCACCACAUCGCAGCUCUACACCAACAUGACAGUGGAGUUCCUGCCGGUUUACAAGCCUUCAGAAGAGGAGAAGAAGGACCCCAACCUUUACGCCGACAACGUCCAGAAGCUGAUGGCCGGGGCUCUAGGAGUCCCAGCUACAGAUUACGUGAUGGAGGGCCGGGUUCCUGUGAGCAAACUGGGGGGUCUGUCCCUGCCGCUGGAGUCUCCAGCCAGAGAUGCACUGAAAGAGCUGCGCAGAGACGGCCUUGGCGAGCAUGAGAUCCAAGCGGCCAUCGACAGGAUAAUUGACAGGUGUGGUGAGGACACUGAGGGGUCAACGGUCAGCGUGGAGGAGCUGGCCUCUUUGCUGGGACUGAGGGACAGACAAGCAGCAGUGCAUUUGUGCAGCCUAUAUUCAAAGGGCGAGAGCGUGGACCUUCGCCAGCUCGGCCUCAGUGUUCUGGCUCUGUCUGGACUGAAGGACUUCGGGUCGCUGCUACAUUCUGCCUUCACUCUCUUUGACAGAGAGCACAGGGGCAGCCUGAGCGCACAGCAGCUCUCUGACCUCAUGGGGGCGCUGCUGGGUGUUCCUCAGCAAGACACCACAGCUCUGUAUACAGAGGCCUGCAGCGGGGGUCCGCUCACGGAAGAAAAGCUGCUGCGGGUUCUGGCCCAACACCAGACGUACCGGAAGGUCAAGGAGUUCCUGGAGUCCAGUGAGGCGUCGGUCACUCUUCCUAAGGCCAAGGGUGUAAACAACAACAAUGGACUCUCUGUCAUCAGGGACACGUCGCCCCCCCACAACAAGAAGCAGGAAUGAUCUAUUUUCUGAUACUUUGAAAAUAAGACUGGAAACUUUUGUGUUUAACUCCUACUGUCUAUCUGUAAGUGCUGUCAUUUUGAAAUCGUUGUUUUUUAACAUUAAAGUGAGAAUUAUUUAUUACA
Molecule: messenger RNA, 1883 nt
Organism: Oryzias latipes (Japanese medaka)
Lineage: Eukaryota; Metazoa; Chordata; Actinopteri; Beloniformes; Adrianichthyidae
Gene: lpcat4
Product: lysophosphatidylcholine acyltransferase 4
Biological process (GO): phosphatidylcholine acyl-chain remodeling
Cellular component (GO): endoplasmic reticulum
Molecular function (GO): 1-acylglycerophosphocholine O-acyltransferase activity; lysophosphatidic acid acyltransferase activity
Source: RefSeq, a predicted model, not a curated record